UCCUACGACAGUCAUUCGUAUUGCAGUCGGUGCCGAUUUUCGUUUGCAAACAAGAAGUUGUUCGUCGCAUUCUCAGCCUUCCCGUGUGGUGAUUAUACGCUCUUCAUAACUCAAGAAUAUGAUUCGAGGUGAAAGAAGCGCUUUGGUCACGGUGGCCCUCCUGCUGAUUGGCCUGUCCGCCCUAUUGAACGAGGCCCGAGCUGAAAACCUAUUCCCCACUUCCCUAGACGAUGGCAAUCUAGAGGAGGAAGCUCGUUAUGGAGUUAUUUCGUUAACGCCGUCGACGUCGUCGCUCAAUUACACCGUAAACUUGUCGGGUCUUCUUGUGUUGGGAUUGGGUGUCGCAGCCGCUACCAUGUUCUGGGCCCACGUUACCACACUAUCCGAUAACAGACUCAAGAGAUCGGCAAGCGAUGAGGGCACUGCCUCGCUGGCCAUUGCUCUCAACAAUAUGCACAGACGAUUCGAACGUGCUGAAAUCUACGAAAUGGCCUGCCGUCAACGAAUCAUUUGCGAAAUUGGAGCUGAGAAAAAGGAUGACUUCCCUGAAAAUAGCUUUGCAUAUUCGGUCAAUUCUUUCUUCGGCUCGGUUAACGGAAACAAGAUGCUCACGGAAAGCUUCGAGAACCACAAAAGAGCGAAGAGUUACCUGAUGGCCUGGAACGAGGGCAAGGGAGGAAAAAAAUGCAAAACUGUUUACGACCAGUGUUCCAUGACUAACGAUAGCAUAAACAAGCUCAUCAAAUCUUCGGAAUAAUAACGAAACUACUGCGAAUCUAGACAAUAGCU
Messenger RNA from Daphnia carinata, 789 nucleotides. RefSeq lists its product as uncharacterized. The transcript has 5 exons. Bases 119 to 757 code for a protein of 212 amino acids. The record is from RefSeq and is a predicted model, not a curated record. NCBI's taxonomy places the organism in Eukaryota, Metazoa, Arthropoda, Branchiopoda, Diplostraca, Daphniidae.